Coturnix japonica (Japanese quail) is the source of this 6873-nucleotide messenger RNA. The record is from RefSeq and is a predicted model, not a curated record. Lineage: Eukaryota; Metazoa; Chordata; Aves; Galliformes; Phasianidae.
CCUUCAUGUCCCCGUCUCUUCAAAAGCAAAAACAGAAGGUGGAAAAUAACCCAAGAAAUACAUGUUUUCAGUCAAUUUGAAUCAUAGCAAUGCCUUGGUCAUGAACUUUAUAAAUUCUUUUUUUUGCAUCCUUGUAAUAUUUCCUUAUGCAUUUGUGGAGUCAUUGUAAAACUUGAAUUAUUAUUAUCGGGGUGUUUUCCAAGCACUGUGUGUGUUACACUGUUCUUCUGGUUUCAUCAGGUUUGCUGCUGUCAUUGAUGGAAAAGCUUUGUGAACACAAAUGCCAAAUUAGGGGUGGGAAAGACAAUUGUGGCCUCUAGUGGUGGGGAAAGUGGAAGUGGCACUUAGUGGGACCUGUCUGUUUCCUCCUGUGCAAGUUGACCUUGGGGGAACUCCUUCUUGAGGUAAAGGAGGUAAUUGGGAAGGCCAUGGGGCGUGCUAUAAGGCAUAAAUGAGGGAUGUCUGCUUGUCUUCUGUGUCUAUGUUUGGAAUGGGAAAUUAAAGUUACCAGGAGGCUGUAAGAAAUGCAGGCUGGAAGUCUUGAUACAAUACAUGGUGUGGAAAUGCCUGAAAUGCCUUUUGUUGUUAUGAAUUUGUCUGCUCUGUUUGUCAUGAGUCCUUCUCACUCCUCUGGGAAUUGUUGAACCUACCUCAACACUUCUGCAGUCCCUGCAAAAUGGGUGGGGGAAUGGCACUAAUGAACUACAUGGUGAUAUGGACUUUUUGCCCUUGAAUACAAAGUCAUAUUUGAGGUAGGUGAGGGUGUCGGUGGCCUCAACCUUUCAAGGUCUGAUUAUCUCCAAAGGUGGCAGUUCAACACCCUCCCUGUCCUGUUGUUCCAUAGUGUGCCAGCUGCUAUGGGGGGUUUUGGUUUUGUAUGUGUACUUGGUUUUCCUUCCGAGAAUUAUUCUGCAUUGUAGGCCUGUUUUUGAAGUGAUGUGUAAUCUGGUCUUUCACUGCUGCUUCUCUGAGCUGUUCAAGUAGAAGCUGUAGCAAAGUUUGAUCAUCCCAUUGGCCUUCUCUGAAGGUGAUACUUUUCUUCCUUCUCUUGCUGUUCUCUGCUGUCUACUAACUAUGCUGAUGUUCACCAAGUGUUUCUGCUCAGAAGCUGUGGUGUUCUUUCCAUUGAUCCUUCUCAGAAAGAGGCAUAAAAUGUGUUGACCAAUGACAUCUGGGUGGGUUUUUUUGUACAUCCUUUGAGGAAAUACAGAUUUCUUCAGUUUCUUUAGUACCUUCAAGAUGUUUCUACAGAAGACACAGCACGCAGCAUGUUAUAUUUUCCCUUUCCAUUUAUGAUAAUAAUAUGCUUUGUAAUACAGAGCUGUAGAACACUACCAUGUGGGAGAUGCAUGAAUCAGAGAAGUUUUCUGUAUUGGACAAGGCAUUGUGUUUGGAGAUGACAUCAGGGGAUCUGGCCAUGCCAGUUCCACAUAUCCUAUGGUAACUAAUCUUUCUUGUCUGCUGUGAGUGCUGAUUAAAACAGUGCUAUUUUUCUCUAUGCCUUAUGAUGAGCUUUUGGUACCAAUUGGGCUAACAGUUUCUCCCAGCAGAAGUUUUCCCUUCCCUGGUAGCCGCCUGGUGCAAGAGACGUGCUGGUAAUGGGAUAUGAGAUGCAGAGUGCUGAUUAUUUUAUGAUGAUCGUUUUUCCUCCUGUGUAUGGAAAGCUGUUGUGGGAGGGUAAUACCCCAGUUUCCCCUCUGUGUCAUGGUGGGAACGUGCAGCAGCUGCAACAGCUGUGGAUAUUUCCAUGAUGGUGCUCCUGCUCAGACAGGAUAUCUGAAGAGAUGAGGGGAGAUGGGUGUGACCUUACAUGCUCAAAGAAUAAUGUGUGCCAGCUGGGAUCAGAGCUGUGAUCAUUCUAAAGAGAGAAUACCUAAUGACUGGUAUAGAGGCUGGUAGCAUUGCCAUCUGAGAUCGUUGAGAUGGUUCAAAGAAUUUAGUGUUCCUGAGGUGGGUAAGAGCCUGGCAGGCACUGUGUAGUUCUGCUUCAGCUCAGCUAUUAUUGAUGUUCUGGAGGGAAAGUGAAGAUCUGCUCAGCCCUGGAUCACACUGAGUGUGGGACAUACAGUUGGAUUGAGUUGGUGGGGUGGAUCAAAUUUCAUGUUUGCAGUCCUGUGAGCAGCUCUGAGUUGGGCCUGGACAUUCAUUCUUGGUUUCCUCAGCAGGGAAGAGUCUUGUCUGAGGGACACAGAGGCAUUUAGAAGAUAAAUUGUGUCACUGGACAAGAGUUGGAAAAUGCUGACUGAGCUGGAGAAGGUGUUUGCAAGGCACAGGUUAGGGGCUGUCAGUAGAAACCUUUAGAGAUGGCCAAUCACACAGAGCUUCCUGGCCUGGAUCCUAUGAUAACCUCGAGAAAUUCAGCUGUAAGGUGUUACUAUGAGAAAUGAUGUCUUAUUGAUCUCUCCACAUCGAUAUGUUGUUGAUCAAGCAAGGAGUUUUUCCCAGUAUUGGUUGUUCUGGAUGACUUCAUUGAACCUCCCCAUAAUCUUCCCUCUGCUGCUGUUCUUCCCUGGCAGUGGAAGAAAUGCUGUCUGUAUUCAAGAUAUUUGCAUAUCUUGUUCUUCAGUGAUGUGCAAUGGGAACUUAUCCUUCUCUCCAGUUAUGAAAACAUCCUACUCCAUUGCUUUGGAAAUAUAUUUGUUGGAUGAAAUGUAGUGUGUUGAGUUCUGGCUGCUGUCAGAUUUCAGAUCCUUAGGCAGUUGCCCAUGAGUGUGGGGCCUGACUUUCUAUUCUAGUGAGCUCAUGUAGUCACUGAGUGAAAGUCAUUAGCUCUCAGGUCUCCCUCUUACUUCCUUACUGAUAGAUGUGUGCCAGAGAGCACUAUAUGCAGUGGUAGUCUGUUUUUUGUUCUAAACAAGCAGCUACAAAGAGUACAGGUAAGUUAUUUGUGUUAAAAGAGUACAGGAGUGAUAGAUAGCUGUUUCAGGGGGUGGAGGGUGUUUGUUUGUUUGUUUUUCUGUUCAGAUGUGGUCUCUUUAUUGAAUGGACUGAAUGUUGCCAGGAUGUUGCCUGUGGGCUUGGAGUCUUCUGGUAGUCUUGUGUAUGCUAAUGCAAAUAACAUACAAGGAUGCAGGAGGAAGAAGAGUUCAUCUUUGCAUUAUGACCUCACACCAGGUAAGCACAAAUGGCAGAAACCGAACCAGUCAAUGACUUCUUAUGAAUCUGGACUGAAGACAUCAUUGCUGUUCUCAGGAAGCCUUAUUUCCUUUAGCAGUGGAUUUCCACAUGAACCAUCAAUAUGUUAGAGCAUGAAAGCAACGAGAUCAAGAGGCCCAAGAUUGUUCAGUGCUGAAGGGUCAUGUUGUGCAUCAUAAGAUGGUUGCGAGUUGCUGGCAGAUGCCAGAGUAUGGGGCAGAUGGAGUUGAGUACAAAGGGGGUCAGACAAGAGCUGUGUAGACAUGUGGCGGGUUCUGCCCUGCAUCUUUAACCACUCAGCCAACUUUGAGUUGAGGAAGAGGAGAAGAACAAUCCCAGUAUCCAGCCCUGAUGAUGUGCAUGCAGCAGAUAUUGGUCACAGAUGGUGAACACAGAUACCCAUAGAAGAGGAAAAUCUCAGAUUUCCUUUCUCAUCUCAAAGAAGCAUCUUGCUAAUAUGAAGGCUCCAGUGCACAUCCUCCAACAGCUUCCACCCACGGGGAAGUGCAGGAUGAAUGGAAGACCAACAUGUAGCUCUCACUUUGCAAACCAGAUUCCUCUCAGCAACUUCUCUGGCUUCAAUCAUUGUUGGACUGAUGAACACAGCAACUGGAGCCUCCAUUACCUGGAUAUUGGCUGCAAGCAACAUUUAGAUUUACUUUGUGGUGAGAAAUAUACAGAAGACAGAGCAUGUUUUUGGAAACACUUGGGUUAAACCACAAGGUUUCUGACAGAGAUCACAGCAGAAACUGUCCCACUAACAAGACUAUGGGUGCAGUACAUUUCAUGGCAUCGCCAUUACAUGUGGAAGACAACAGGAAAAGAUUAAUCAGUGUUUCAUUGCAAAUGAGUAGUUUGAACUACUACUUAACGAGUACAGUGAAAAUUACUGUGAGUAAAAGCACGUAUGACUCUAUCUUAAGGAGAGCUGAAGGAAAAGAAAUGGAAAAUUGCAAAGAAGAAGCGAAUCCGGCAAGAUGUGCAGAAACAGAGGAGCAAUUCCUGUAUGGAGCCGCAUGAUGCCGCUCUGAGCUAAGGAACGGGCGAUGCGAUCGGGGAAAGGGAGGGGAAGACCUUCCGGUGGUGCUGUGAAAGGCGGCAGAGCGAGAGCGAGCGGCGGGGAGGAGGAGGAGGCGCUGAGGUGCCGUGAGGAAGGAUCGUGUCGGCGAGCUCGGUCAGAGGGAUCGGAGCGGGCAGGUGGGGAGGUGCGGGGCGUGAGAAGGAGCGGAGCGGCGGUGAGGGCGAUGGUCGGCGUGGGAGCGGCGCGUUGGAGCUGGGGGGCCUUGGUGCUGGGUGCUGCAGGCGGCCUGGGCGCUGGGCGGCGGGCAGGUGCGCUACUCGGUGCCGGAGGGAAGCCGAGGCCGGCACGGUGGGUGGGGCGGCUGUGGCAGGACCUGGGCCUGGAGGCGGGCGAGGCGGAGGCGCGGCGGCUGCGUGUGGUGUCGCGGGGCCGGCGGGCGAUGGUGGAGGUGAGCGGGGCGAGCGGGGCGCUGGUGGUGAGCUCGCGGCUGGACCGGGAGGAGCUGUGCGGGAAGAGCGCGCCGUGCGCCCUGCGCCUGGAGGUGCUGCUGGACCGGCCGCUGCGCGUCUUCCACGUGGAGGUGGAGGUCACCGACAUCAACGACAAUGCGCCGCGCUUCCCCGCCGCAGCCAAAAACAUCAGCAUCGCAGAAUCAUCGCUGCCCGGGUCGCGCUUCCCUCUGGAGGGCGCGUCGGAUGCGGAUAUCGGUUCGAACGCGCAGCUCUCCUAUACACUGAGCCCCUCCGAGCACUUCGCUCUGGAUAUGAAAUCUAAAGACAAAAACAAAGUUUCCAUUGCCCUGGUGUUAACGCAUCCUCUGGACCGCGAGUCGGUAUCAGAGCACCGCUUGGUGCUGACGGCGACUGACGGUGGCAGGCCGGCGCUGACGGGCACGGUGCAGCUGUUGAUCUCGGUGCUGGAUGCGAACGACAACGCGCCGCAGUUCAACCAGUCGGUGUAUAAAGUGCAGCUGGCGGAAGAUGCCACGCCGGGAACUGUAUUUCUGCAGCUAACGGCAACAGACAAAGACGAGGGAAUUAACGGGGAAAUUUAUUAUGCCUUUAGCGAGUCGAUUCCUGAGAAAGUGAAGGAGUUAUUCGUAAUUGAUAGAAUCUCGGGGGAACUGAGAACAGCGGGACAGCUGGACUUCGAGGACGUUCAGUCGUAUGACCUGGAGAUAGAGGCGAGAGAUAAGGGGACGCUUCCGUUGUCGGGUCACUGCAGCGUGGUGCUGGAGGUGCUGGACGACGACAACGCUCCCGAGGUGUGGGUGACGUCGCUGUCGGUGCCGGUGUCCGAGGACGCGGCGCUGGGGACGGUGGUGGCGCUGCUGAGCGUGUCGGACCGGGACUCGGGUCCGAACGGGCGGGUGCGCUGCUCGGUGCGUCCGGCGUCGCCGUUCGGGCUGGUGUCGACGUUCGCGGGCUCGUACUCGCUGGUGCUGCGGGAGGCGCUGGACCGGGAGCGGGUGUCGGAGUACGAGGUGGAGGUGCGGGCGGAGGACGGCGGGGCGCCGCCGCUGCGCGCCAGGCGCGGGCUGCGGGUGCCGGUGUCGGACGUGAACGACAACGCGCCGGCGUUCUCGCAGGCCGUGUACACGGUGCUGGCGCGGGAGAACAACGCGGCGGGCGCGGAGCUGGCGCGGCUGUGGGGCGCGGACCCGGACGAGGCGGGCAACGGGCGCGUGAGCUACUCGGUGGCGGAGGGCGGCGCGGGGAUGGGCGCGGGCUCGGGCUCGGGCUGGCGUCCGGCGUCGAGCUACGUGUCGGUGGACGCGGAGAGCGGGCGCGUGCGGGCGCUGCGUCCGCUGGACUACGAGGAGCUGCAGGUGCUGCAGUUCGAGGUGCGGGCGGUGGACGCGGGGGAGCCGCCGCUGUGCGGCAACGCCACGGUGCAGCUGUUCGUGGUGGACGAGAACGACAACGCGCCGGCGCUGCUGCCUCCUGCGGGCGGCGGGCCGGGGGCCCUGGGCUGCGGCCGAGGCGGCGGAGCCGGGGUCGCUGCCGUCGGCUCGUCGGGUUCGUCGAGUUCUGUCGGUUCUCCGGGCUCGUGGUCGCUGUGGGCGCGGGCGUCGUGGGGUGCUCCGGCGGGGCAGGUGGUGGCGAAGAUCCGCGCGGUGGACGCGGACUCGGGCUACAACGCGUGGCUGCGCUACGAGCUGCGCGAGCCGCGGGGCGACGGCCCGUUCCGCGUGGGGCUGUACAGCGGCGAGGUGAGCACGGCGCGGGCGCUGGAGGAGGCGGACGGCCCGCGGCAGAGGCUGCUGAUCGUGGUGCGGGACCACGGGGAGCCGCCGCGCUCGGCCACGGCCACGCUGAGCGUGUCGCUGGUGGAGGGCGCCGAGGCGGCGGUGUCGGCGGUGGGGACGGGGGCGGUGUCGGCGGGGGCGGGGCCGCGUCCGGCGGAGGGCGGCCCGGCGGGGGCGGCGGCGGCGGCGGCGGCGACGAACGUGUGGCUGGUGGUGGCCAUCUGCGCGGUGUCGAGCCUGUUGGUGCUGGCGGUGGUGCUGUACGGGGCCGGGCGCUGGGCGCCGCGGGCGGCCGUGCUGUCGGGGCCCGGGCCGGCGACGCUGGUGUGCGCCAGCGAGGUGGGCAGCUGGUCGUACUCGCAGCGCCAGAGCCCGGAGCCUGUGCGUGGCCACGGACGGCGCGGGCAAAGAGCGACCUGAUGGUCUUCAGCCCCAACUGCCCGCCGCCGCCCGGCCCGCGCCGGAGAAC